Messenger RNA from Phlebotomus argentipes, 4050 nucleotides. It is a transcript of the gene Oct-TyrR, whose product is annotated as putative tyramine receptor 2. The coding region runs from base 824 to 2212 and encodes 462 amino acids. The transcript has 2 exons. Lineage: Eukaryota; Metazoa; Arthropoda; Insecta; Diptera; Psychodidae. Gene Ontology annotation, molecular function: octopamine receptor activity. Gene Ontology annotation, biological process: adenylate cyclase-activating adrenergic receptor signaling pathway. The record is from RefSeq and is a predicted model, not a curated record. Gene Ontology annotation, cellular component: membrane.
GUUGCAUUUGGACAAGGGAAUGUGCCAAAGAGAUUCUCUCUGCAUACCACUGUUAAUUUAUUGAGUGUGACUGACAAAUGACUGGGUGAUUUGUCACUUUUUGCCUCAUUUUGGUGUCCGAUGUGGAACAGAAAUUAUUCCAACAUGGUCCACUGGUGGGGCCACCAGUCAGAUCAACUCCCAACUGAGUGUGGACGUUUACAAAUGAUGGUGUCACUUUGGUGAAGGCCCAGCCGGAGAGGUGGUGUGGGCUUGGGUGCGAAAGGAACAAGUCGUAAAAAUCCCCCAGUGCUUGUAGCAUGUCUCUGUGACCGAAAUGCAGAACUCUGCCACCCUCGUGAUCUCCCCAGUGUGAUGACAUGGUGAGAAAGUAAGGAAAUUAGGUGUGGUUGCGGCAUUUUCUCGUAUCCACGCCGCCCAGGACGUUCCACCUCACCAUCUUCGUGCAUAGAGAUGAUAAUUCAGUUACUAUUCCCUCGGACAUGCUCGAUGCCAGAGCACUUAAUACAUCCAGCAAUGUGAUAUGCAAGGGUCUAUUAAUGCAAUGAAUGGGGAAAGUGGAUCGUGAAAAGGCGCAACAAAAACUCAUAGUGAAGUUGAAGAAUUGAAUACCUCUCCCACCAUAUCGAUGUUUGUGGCAACUUGUCAUCUGCAGCCAUGGAAAACCUAAUGAAUUUACAAGAGGCACUAGACGAGCAUCAGUGUGUUAUGUCAGCCCUCAUGAGAGGAUAUCAUGUUCCGCUGCACCUGCACUUUGUUACGCCGGGCACGUAACCAGGAGAUUACUUGAAGCUGCCCGUGUGCUGAGCAGACUGGAUUCAACAUGACCUUAACGACAGUGAUGAUGAACAACACUAGCUUAAAUUCCUCAAACGAGGGAUGUCACAAAGCGGUGCAAGUGUGGUACCCAACUGUUCUUGGCAUAGACUUGGCCGUACCCCAGUGGGAAGCCAUCGCCACGGCUUUGGUGCUCUCGCUUAUCAUACUCCUCACCAUCAUCGGUAAUAUUCUCGUCAUUCUCAGUGUAUUCACGUACAAACCGCUGCGGAUUGUGCAGAACUUCUUCAUAGUGUCGCUAGCCGUGGCGGACCUUACUGUGGCGGUGCUGGUGCUGCCCUUCAAUGUGGCGUACUCCCUCCUCGGCAGAUGGGAGUUCGGCAUCCACCUGUGCAAGAUGUGGCUCACCUGUGACGUGCUCUGCUGCACAUCGUCCAUCCUCAAUCUGUGCGCCAUCGCUCUGGAUCGCUACUGGGCCAUCACCGACCCUAUUAACUAUGCCCAGAAGCGCACGGUUGAGAGAGUGUUGCUGCUGAUCGCGGGUGUUUGGGUGCUAUCCCUUAUCAUUAGCUCGCCACCCUUGAUUGGCUGGAAUGACUGGCCGGAGGAGUUCAGCAGCGAAUAUCCCUGCCAGCUCACGGCGCAGCGUGGCUAUGUGAUCUAUUCGUCUUUAGGUUCAUUUUUCAUACCCCUAGUUAUUAUGACAAUUGUAUACAUCGAAAUUUACAUUGCCACCCGGCGACGACUGCGAGAGCGUGCCCGGGCAUCCAAGAUCAAUGCCAUGGCCUUGCGGAGCACAGGCGGCAAGGAGACUCAGGCCCCGGCACCCGACCAGGAGUCCGUGAGCAGCGAGACGAAUCACAACGAGCACCCCAACGUCUCGGAUUGCACGUCCAAUGCUAAGAGUCUGGAGAAGAGACGGAAGCGCGAGAAGAAGAAAUUGGAGAAGCGCGAGAAGGACAAGGAUAAGAAAACGGAUUGUCUUCUGGAAGCCCCGGUUGUUCGUGAGGACUCCGUCACGGAGAACAACCAGGAAGCGUCAUCGGAGAGCGCAAAGCCGAACGGUGAUGGGGUGACUAUCGCCACUGACAACGACAAGGACAAGGCGAGGAAGGACACCAAGAAGCAAUCAAUGCGUCGCGCAGGUGGUAUGUACCAAUUCAUCGAGGAAAAGCAGAAAAUCUCCCUGUCGAAAGAGCGUCGGGCGGCGCGGACGCUCGGCAUAAUCAUGGGUGUAUUCGUGGUGUGUUGGCUUCCGUUUUUUAUUAUGUACGUCACCCUACCCUUUUGCGGCUCGUGUUGUCCGUCGGACAAGUUAAUCAAUUUCAUUACAUGGCUCGGCUACAUCAAUUCGGCCCUCAACCCCAUUAUCUACACCAUUUUCAACUUGGAUUAUAGGAGGGCUUUCAAGAAACUCUUAGGCAUUAAGACGUAAUAAUCGAUGUUGUAUAUGAAAUUAUGGAUUAUAUCCUGUACAUACAUAGCUCCCAAGAGAUCGUCUAUCCCGCAUGAGCACGACGCAAAAAAGGCACCGGGAAGAGGCUAAUUGAGAAAGUGGAAGCGGGAUAUCGGUGUGAGAUGAAUUCCAGCAAUUUGCAACAUCGUAAACCCACUCUCAGCCGAGCAUAAAGUCUACUUAAGACAGGAGGAGAAUCGCCGCAAUUGCAACUCAUUAAUAAACAUUCAUGAAAGUCAUGGGAUAAAAUCAAUUACGUUGAUUUGCAAUGCAUUAAGGUUAGUUAAAUUGUGAUUUAUCGACGACUUUCUCAUCUGUUUCAUAGCAUUAAAGGAUCAUGUGCAGUGUUUGUUGGAUAACAUAUUCAAGUGUUCAAUUUUCCCUUAUUUUACAGAACAUGGACAGACAAUUUAAUAAACAAGUAAUCUAUUAGUUUUGAAAGGGGGAAUUACUUUUAAAGAAAGUUUAUAUUCCUCGUCAAACUUUCAUAUUGUCGAAGAUUAGUUGAACUCGUUGAAGAACUCUUGUGUACUGUUCGCAUAGAAGACCACUGAGAGUACUUUAACAAAGCCUGUGUAUGCCCAAAGGCAAUUUAACCGUCAAUUGAAUGUAAUUUUCACUUGGAUUCACAGCUUCGCUGUAAAUGGAGUUAGUGAGACUUUACAGAAAAUUCCUGUUUUCAGCUUUUAUAAAGUUCCUUUAUGUCUACACAUGACAUUGAAGCAUUUGAGCCACAACUUGUUUAACACUUUAUGCAAUUGUAAAUUAAAUUAGAGUUCUAAAAAGUUAUUUUUUACCACAUAAUUUGCUCACAUUUGUCUCAUAAAUAUUGGAUUUCAUUCUAAUUUAAUAUCUAUAUUGUAAAUACCUCUCUGGCGAGUUCUUUUCAUCUAAGACACACUGUAUGUUUUCCGAAACAGAACUUAGUAUGUAAAAAAUGAAUAAGAGAAAUUGGAUGAAAUACAGAAAUACUCAACUGUGAAUAUAACUUAGAAAAUGCAUUGUAGAGAGAGAAAAAAAAGUUUUAUAAAAACUCAAAAAUGCACUCAUAUCCUAUUUGUUGAUAGUAUGAAAGAGAAAUUUAAGUUUUGUUUCCUGUAUGUAUAAAUAAGUUUCACGAAAGACUGAUAAUUUACUGGAGUAAAUUGUAGAUUUAGAAUUUGUGUGAGAAGCUGUGUUUCAGAUGAAUUUGAAAUAAUUAUUCAAAACAAUCUAUAUAUAAUUCCAGAGAUGUUGUGGAAGAGUUUUGAAGUUGCCAUAUUUUCUUGACCAGAAAGAGAAAAAAUAUAUACAUAUAUGAAAUAUCGUAAAUGACUAUAGGUUAAUAGCCAAUGUGAAUGUAAAUACAAAUUAAAAAUAGUGAAACUAUUUAAUGUAGAGUAGAGCAGCAUUAAGGAUAGCAGUACAUGUUGAUACUUCAAUCUCAUAGUAAAUAUUUAACUGGAGAGCACUUAUUAAUCUCUAAAUCAAACACCAAAGUAUAUAAGAUAUUGCAUAGUCUAUUUAGAACGUGAGGGAAUUAUCCACAAAUCAAUGCAAUUCCAAUAAUAUACUCACUGAAAGAGCCCUAAAGAGUAUAUUACUGAAAGAGCACAGAAUCUUCUCUCGCCGAGCAUCAAACCACACAUCAUACACUAUUCAUAUUAUCAAUCUUCAAGUAAAUGUUACAUGUAGAACUUGUGUAGACCAGAGUCCAAGCGACAUCAUGAUAUUCGGAUUAAUUAUAGCCCUGAAUGUGGAAGAGUAUUAAGUGAAUAAUAUUGUGAGUUCAUGUAAACUUGAAUUAGAAAUUAAAGAAAUUUAUUUUACAGAGAAAA